Molecule: messenger RNA, 5691 nt
Organism: Chelonia mydas (Green sea turtle)
Lineage: Eukaryota; Metazoa; Chordata; Testudines; Cheloniidae
Gene: UNC119B
Product: unc-119 lipid binding chaperone B
Exons: 5
Coding region: 44-763 (239 amino acids)
Biological process (GO): cilium assembly; lipoprotein transport; nervous system development
Cellular component (GO): cilium
Molecular function (GO): lipid binding
Source: RefSeq, a predicted model, not a curated record
UACGGAGGGAGGCGGCGGCCAUCUUGGCAGAGGUGGCGGGGCGAUGAGCGGCUCGAGGCCGAGGGUGGCGGCGCCAGGCCCCGAGAAGAAGCCGCCGCCGGGAUCUGGGGGGGUGCUGAGCCGGCUGCGGGGGCGGCGGGGCUCUGGGGACGCGGCGCUGCGGGCGGCCCUGCCCCGCUCAGAAGCGGAGCUGCUGGCGCUGGAGACCGUCCGGCCGGAACACGUCCUGGCGCUGGGCCGGGUCACGGAGAAUUAUUUAUGCAAACCUGAGGACAACAUCUACAAUAUUGAUUUCACCAGAUUCAAGAUCCGGGACCUGGAGACAGGGACAGUGCUGUUUGAAAUUGCCAAGCCUUCUGCUUCAGAGCAAGAUGAUGAUGAUGAGGAUGACAGUGGAGAAGUGGACACCAGUGCAGGCCGCUUUGUUCGCUAUCAGUUCACCCCAGCAUUUCUCCGUCUCCGGACAGUCGGUGCAACAGUGGAGUUUACAGUGGGAGACAAGCCAGUGUCAAACUUCCGAAUGAUUGAGAGACAUUACUUCCGGGAUCGCUUGCUGAAGAACUUUGACUUUGAUUUUGGCUUCUGCAUCCCCAGCAGCAGGAACACAUGUGAACACAUCUAUGAGUUCCCCCAGCUCUCAGAGGACCUCAUCCGCCUGAUGGUUGAACACCCCUAUGAGACCCGUUCAGACAGCUUCUACUUUGUGGACAACAAGCUGAUCAUGCACAACAAGGCUGACUAUGCCUACAACGGGGGACAAUAACCAUUGCGUUCAUGUCCACUGGAUGCUGUGCUAUCCCUAACCAUUCCAGGUGUGCAGGAAGAGAGGAGUGCUGCUGUCUCAUGCACCAGGGCCUCUUGCUGAACCUUUCCUUCACCCAUGGACUCAAAACAUGCAGCAAGAAGGCUGAGGUGGCAGUUUGUGACAGUAAAGGAAAUCUCCCUGCAACACUCCCCUCCCUUGCAUUCUUACGUACCUUGCCUCUGGCUUUCUCUCUGUUUCUGAUGGUACCUUGUUUAGGUUUCAGAUCAGGGACUCUAAGGCUCUGCUAGCAGAUUAUUGAUGUUAUGGUUUUUGUUGUUAGGUUACACCCUGUGCCACCCAGUGGGCAAACUGCCCCCUGUCCAGAGAGCUCAGCUGAUGUGUGGGCAAGCUAUUUCUCCAUACGAGAAUCUGCUUUCUCCAAGUAGCCAGUGGAGCCUGAAAGGCAGAUAUCCUCCUUACUGCAUAGUGGUUCAGUCUGUGUGAAUGACUGAGACUGGCUCCCAGUUUGCACCCCCCCUCCCCAUCCCUCAGGGGGAGAGUUAUAAGACGGGAUGAAUCUAGCUUUAAAUGGUGCAGGAAUCUUCCUUCUGCUUCCAGGGACCAGGAAACGUUACAAGUAUAUCUUGCAGGGGAUUUGAAUUGAGGUGCAGGAUGUUUGAAAAGAGAGAUUACACUAAAUUGGCCAUUAAAUCAAUCUGCCAGACUCCCUACUCCUUGAGCUGUUGUUAGGGAAUAAUUGGAUUAUGAUUGGGGCUCAGCUUUAGGGCUGAGGUUAAUCUUGCCACCUUCAUCAUUUCCCCUGCAUCUAUGUGAGAGAAUUUUCUGCUCAAGCCGCACUGUGAGGGUAAGGGGUCUGUCCAUUUAGCUCUUUCUUUGGUGGUUGGGGGAGAACCUGGAGAGUUACCUGAAGAACAUUCUGCUUAGCAGGCAGAUCUUCCUAGGCUUCAGUCUUUUUAUAUAUAUAUAUAUUAAACCCAUGCAACACAUCAGAGGUAUUAUAGUAAGAGGCAAUGGUGUUACCAGCUCGUCUACUUUGUGUUGCUUGGGCCAGUGCUUAGGGUUGUGCUAGUAUUAAACUGGGCCCUAAAUGCUGCCCAGACCAGGACAUUCAGGCACUGUUGGGAGGUGGCUGCUUGUGGUGAUCCAACAGAAAGAAAUGACAUGAUUUUAUCCUUAAACCAUGUGGAUUUGGGCCUCUGCCAGUGUUUUGCCUGUUUAGUUGGAUCAUUUAUAUUUAUGACUUAGAAAACUUCUGAUGACUUCUUCUGUGGAGAUAAUUACUAGAGCUAUUAGAACAGCCAAACCAAAGUGUAUGUUUCAGACCUAUGUAGCACCUGGCAUUGAAGAUGGGAAGAAAUAUUUGUGUCAGGCACUGACACAAUGUGUGUCCCUGGCAGUGAGGCUGGGGUCUAGCCCUCUGCCACGCAAAUGUGCACUAAUGAAAUGCUUAUCUGGGUGUCAUAUUGGAUAUCCUGAUCCACUGAUACCCUGCCAUUCAUUCUCACUCCAGCUCUAUUGCUGAUCAGGCCUGCCUCUUGUGUCUAACAGCUUGGCCUUAUCUAUGCUAGACAAAUUGAUCAGUGCCAGUAUCAUUUGUUCCCCCUCAAACAGUGGAAAUGCACCUUGUGGCCAUACGCACACUGGCUACAGUUGGCUACCAGUCAUGCUAGGUAAUGUCCAAAGUAGACUGUGCUUUGUCAGGAGUAAAUAUUGAUUAAAUCACAAUUGUAGGAAUGUGGAUGUUACAACCUAGGGCUUGUUAAUAUAUACACAGUAAAAGAAAGCCAUUGUUCCAUUUGUGUGGCAGGAGAUGAAUAGUGUUAGCACUAGCACAGAGGAUCAACUAGCUACAAGGUAAUAGGUGAGAAUAAAUGUGGGAUAAGGAUCAUGAAAGAACUUUCAGUUAUAGGCGAGGAUGUUAAUUAUGAAUGAUACCACAAAUGCCUUUUUUGUUUUGGAGAGGGCAUUAAUUGUGUGCCACCACAAGAAAUACCUUGGGAGCAUGAAUAGGAUAAAGGUGACCAGGGUCAAGGUGUGUGUGUAUUGCUGUGGUGUUAGAAAGCUGGGAGGUAAAGAACAGUUCUCCUGCCAUUUAUCCAUCAACUUCUCCAGGGAUGUGCAUAUAAUCCUAUUUGAUUGUUAGUUCAGAAUCAGUAGAGCUGGUGUAUCUUAAGAAAGGUCUCUAGUUCUCCUUUUGCUGGGGCUGUUUCCAGAGCUCCUUGCACUGUGCCACGGUGAUACUGAGAGAUCCUUUCUCACACAAGUACACCAUACUACUUUUGAGAGGACACAAUUGCCCCAGAGAAGUGCUUUCUGCCCUGAUGUGUUCCAGGAUGCUCAAGAGAGGAAUGUCUAAGGAGAUAACUAGUUAUUCCCAAGGAGCUGAUGGGAAAUCUAGCUGAACUUGUGUGUAGUAUAAAUCCAGGUGCCUUUAAAUAUGACUUUUGUCUAAUUCUCUGUUUAAAGCAACUACUUCUUGCUUGUUCUUAUGAAUGUGAUGGUCUGUAUUUGUUCCAAGUGUAAUGGAUAAUGAGGUAGUCAGAACGGAUGUAUCAUCACCUGAGCCAGCAACAGGGAAUAUUCUGUACACAAAAAUCUCAACAUGAAUAAGAUGUAUUAUCAAAUCUUUAAAUAGUAUUUAGUGUAGAUAGGAGGAUUUGGCAGUGGUUGGGUGCCAUGUAGGUGCUGUUUUGCAGAGUACAUCUGCCUAGCAUGAGUAUAUUCCUUUAAAUGUGGGACUGGGUAUUAGCUGCUGAAGAAGAGUCCAUUCCAAUCUGCAGUGGUCAUCUUGAGCAUCCAGAGGUCAGGGCAGAGGAAAGGACUGGUGCUCUGGGUGUCUCAUGUGUGAAUGUGCCAUCUCCUUAGCAAUAAGAAAGGGAAAACUGAAGAUCAUAACAGGUACUUCCCAGUUGGAAAAGAGAGGUGCUGCCAGUUGCGUUGGUGUUCCAGAUUUAAAAGGCGAGCCCCAGAAAGACAUGCUGAGAAAAAAGCUCAGAUAAGUGGGCAACACUAUCCUGGGAGAGUUAGUCAGGCAGAGGAAGUUAUGGAUACCAAGCAGAAUCCAGUGUUCCCUUCUCCUGGAUGCUGUUAGCUUCUCCAUUUAGAAGAGGUUCUGUAGAGUACUUCCCUGCCCUUGGUAAACAUGAUUAUCAGAGAACCUUUUCACCUUCCGUCUGCGUCCUUUGUUGCUAGGUACAAGCUCCUCAAACCAGGGAGGAACUGAAUGGGAAUCUCCAUGCAUUCUUCCCCCUCCCUCUUCAAAUGGACUGUCCAUUUCAGCAUGGUAUAUGUGUAUACAGAGCUGGUGCUAAUGGAAUGAGGCAGACAUUUCUAUAGUGUUGGCUAAGGAGUUAGUGGCUGGGAGAUCAGUGUGAGACUGGCCUCCCUUUGGUAGUAUACAGUAGGCUGGAAAGCAAGUGGGGAGUUAAGCUUAUACUGUAAGUAAAAGGGCCAAAAAUGUAAACAGAAACUAACUCCAUAAAGUAUUUGUCCUCUUGGGACCAGUCUGAAGCAUUCUCAAGGUGAGUGUUUCAGGCCCAUGUGCUGUGUAAGAGAGGAGAGGAAACUUCCUGCACAACUGUUCCAUGGGUGACUGAAGAUUUUGUAUUGCACCUGGUGUGAUAGGGUCACGUAGUGUUACAUGACCAGGUAUCGCUGUCUUUGUUCUCUCCCUUAGUUAUGAACUGUCUUCCUUUGUGUAUUUCCUUAUGGUUUUAAGUGCUUCUCAUCAGAGAGGAGAAGAGCAGGAAGCCUCUUCCCAUUGCAGCUUCUCUCGGCUGGGAUUUCCAUUCUGCUUCUCUAGUCAAGGUCCAGGAAUAAUGGGCAAAACGUUUGAAAGCAGGAUAUGUUAGUGGAAAUGAAUCAGGAAGGUGAUGAAUAAUUUUUGUGAUAAGUGGUGGAGCAGCAAGAUGAGUUUGGUCAAGUAGUGUGGUAACUCCACUUCCAGGUUCUGUACUUCAUUAAAUCUAAUGUUUGUCUUCUGAACCACUGUCUUGUCACAUCAAGCUUUGGGCUUUGUGAUGCCCUCCUAAUGCAGGGCUCUUCACAUAAUAGCCCACAUCCACCGUUCCACAUGCACAGAUGACUGCUGUCUAACAAUGUGCGACUUGAGUACCAGAUGUAAUUCCUGGGAGUCAUAAAACAUUGCCCACUCCCUCUGGCUUAAUGGUGAGGACAAAGCUAAGGGAUAGCUGGCGCUGUCUAACAAGCAAUUCCUCUUCAUCUGUCAAAGAAGAUACAAGCUCUAGCAAAUAUCAUGGUCAUCUAUAUUGACUUCUGAUUUUUUUGUUUUUUUGUUACUGAGGUACAUUUAUAGGCAUAUUAGAUGUGGGCUUUGGGCUGGUGGCAAGUUGCAAAUGCAUCUCUGUGCCCCAAAGCUUUGGCACUCCUAUCAGAGCAGUUGUAAUAGGAUAGGGGUAGCGUUACACCUUCAUAUAACCAGUUUGGCUGAGGGGAAAUAUAACCCAGCAUCCAUACUUUCUUCAUUCUGUGAAUCAGAUAUUUGAACAAGCCCAGCAUUUGCUUGUAUUUGGGACUGGCUCUCUGCUUCACGAUGCCGUUUACCCUGGGAGCCCUCCAGGUCUUGGUCCAUAUUGUCUCCAUAUCACCCAUGUCUGUCCCUUUAGAUCCAAGAAUGAUCCUUGGGUGCUGCAGGUUCCCCUUAGUUUACAAAGAACAGUAGCAGUUCAGUGGAGAUUUAACAGAAAUAUAUUUUUUCCUUUGUAAAGAUAUUUUUCACAGAGAAUGCAAGAAGCAUCAAUGAAGUUGCUUGUGAUAUUUCCCUCCUCUGCUGUCCUUCUACCUUGGAUCCUCAUUCCACUGUGUCUUGUCAUGUCUCUCCUUGUCCAGAGUAAACUAGGCGACUUAUUUGUAUAAAAUGUUAUUUUGUCCCAAGCAAUAGUAAUAAACCAGGAUUUUCACAAGAA